This is a messenger RNA of Adineta ricciae, 807 nucleotides long. Lineage: Eukaryota; Metazoa; Rotifera; Eurotatoria; Adinetida; Adinetidae. The record is from the annotation of a GenBank genome assembly.
AUGAAAGUUGAAUUAGCCCGUUCAUAUAAUCAAUAUCAACUAUCCAAACCUCAACAACUUGAUCUUCUUGAUACUGAUCGUUCAAAUUUAACAACUGAUCAAUGGACUCUUCUUUCAAAUAUUCAUCAUAUAUUUAAUGAAGAUAUUACUCUUCAUGCCAUACAAUCAUCACUUACUCAAGGUUCGUCACUUCCCAUUAAAUUACGAGUAAAACAAUCAUUUGCAUUGAAAUGUCUUCAUCAUUGUUUUUCAUCCAUGGAAGUUCCAUUUAAAAAAUCACCUUAUUUCUAUUCACUUCCACUUGAUGCACAAAAAUAUCUCGUUCAUCAUAAUAUUUAUGCAACAAGUUCACUGAAAGCACUUUAUCUUACUCGUCAAGCCGAUUUGUGGAAUAAUGAAGAUUUUCAAAUAUCAUAUAUUGAAUUAUAUAAUGAAAGUACUCUCAAAAGAACUGCUGCAAUGAGUCAAAGAUUAGAUCCAAAUGGAUUAUAUGUUAAAAUAAUGUUAUAUAUCAUUGCAUUUUCAAGUAAUUAUUCGAUUGUUAAUUAUAAUGCAUUAGAAAAUUCAUCGGAUUCGUCGAAUUUAAAAAGAUUAACAUCAGUUCAAGACAUUUGUGCAUCAUUGUUAUGGAAAUAUUUAACUUAUCAAUAUAGUUUUCAAGAGUCUGUUAUUCGUUAUAGUUCAUUAAUUAAAAUCUUAUUAGAUAUACUUUCGAUUUUAGAAUAUAAAAUCAAUAUUCAUGAAUUUAACAAGAUGAUGAACAAUAUUGUUGAACAAACUGAACAAUCCUUCGUUCUGUCUAAGUGA